GCUUGACCUCAGAUUGACAUUUGACAUGAAAACAGAAAAACGUCAAUCAAGAAAUGUCAGUAAAUGAAAAACGAUUCAAAGACUGAAUAUUUAUAUUUUAUAUUAAAAACGUACAGAAAAACAAACUUGAAGGCCAAAUAAGUUGUUUUAUCUAAAGUGAAUUAUAAAUCAUUCAUAGUUUCUAAGGCAUUCAUUUUUAAUAAUAUAAUGUAAAGGAUCUGAAGAGUUUCUGUGUUGCGUGUUCUAAAUAAGUAUAAACAUUUUUUCAUUCUUUUUAAGAAGUAUAAUUACCAUUUAUAGCAAUGGAUCAGAUGCUUCCUAGUCCGGGUUUCAGCAUACCCAGUAUUGGCACACCUCUUCAUCAACCAGAAGAAGACCAAUUAAUUUUACCAAAUGCUCUUCAACAACAGCAACAACAAAACCAACUCCCUACUAGCAGUUCGCAAGUCCCUCCAUUAGCCCCUAUGGGUGGUACAACACCUACUCUCGGUCUUGGUAUGGGCCAUGCUAUGUCUAUGCCUCAUACCAAAUACGUAACAGGCUUUACUUUGCCUAUGAGUUCUAUGACACCUCAAACACCACAACACACCAUGAUGAGUCCUAUGGUUAAUUUGGGUGGUUCUGGACCAACAGGUUCUGGUGUGACACCCACCAUGGGACCCUCGACACCUUCGCCAAUGACUCCCAUGACCCCUCAUUCAGCAGAUCCAGGCAUAAUUCCACAAUUACAAAACAUCGUGUCAACUGUAAACCUCAGCUGCAAAUUGGACUUGAAAAAAAUUGCCCUACACGCAAGAAAUGCGGAAUAUAAUCCCAAACGUUUCGCUGCCGUCAUCAUGAGGAUUCGAGAGCCUCGUACAACAGCUCUGAUUUUUUCUUCGGGUAAAAUGGUGUGCACGGGAGCAAAAAGUGAAGAAGAUUCCAGGCUGGCUGCUAGAAAAUACGCCCGGAUCAUCCAAAAACUGGGAUUCCCCGCCAAAUUCUUGGAUUUCAAGAUACAGAACAUGGUCGGAAGUUGUGAUGUUAAGUUUCCUAUAAGGUUGGAAGGACUCGUGUUGACUCAUAGUUCUUUCAGUAGUUACGAACCUGAAUUGUUUCCCGGACUUAUUUAUCGUAUGGUGAAACCAAGGAUUGUACUUUUAAUAUUCGUGUCUGGUAAAGUAGUACUGACGGGCGCUAAAAUAAGGCAAGAAAUAUACGAAGCGUUCGAUAAUAUAUAUCCGAUUUUGAAGAGUUUUAAAAAGCAGUGAGAUUAUUUUUUUACUUUACGAUUUUUUAUAAAAA
Psylliodes chrysocephalus is the source of this 1284-nucleotide messenger RNA. Lineage: Eukaryota; Metazoa; Arthropoda; Insecta; Coleoptera; Chrysomelidae. The record is from the annotation of a GenBank genome assembly.